Molecule: messenger RNA, 468 nt
Organism: Humulus lupulus (European hop)
Lineage: Eukaryota; Viridiplantae; Streptophyta; Magnoliopsida; Rosales; Cannabaceae
Product: glyoxylase I 4-like
Exons: 3
Coding region: 1-468 (155 amino acids)
Source: RefSeq, a predicted model, not a curated record
AUGCAGAAGAAGGAUGCUGAUAUGGAAGCUGAGGCAAAAGGGGAACAGCCUCCUUUAAUGGCUUUAAACCAUGUGUCAAGGUUGUGCAGAAAUGUGGAGGAGUCCAUAGAUUUCUACACCAAGGUUCUGGGGUUUGCUCAGAUUGAGAGGCCACCAGCUUUUGAUUUUGAUGGAGCUGGGUUGCUUAACUGUGGAGUUAGGGUUCACUUGGUCCAGUCCAAGGACCUGGAAAAGUUGCCUGAGGCUCAUAAGUUGGACCCCAUGGACAAUCACAUUUCAUUUCAUAGAGACAAGAAGAAUGGAACUGUUAUAGACCAACUCUUCUUUGAUGACUCAGAUGGAUUCAUGAUUGAGAAUCUCAAGCUUGUUCCAGCUGGAUCUCUUGGAAAGAUAAAGCUUCCAUUUGAUCACCAUAAUCCACCUGUUGAAGUUGAACCCAACGACCAGGGCAAUAAUGAUCACAAAUAG